Molecule: messenger RNA, 1911 nt
Organism: Schizosaccharomyces japonicus yFS275
Lineage: Eukaryota; Fungi; Ascomycota; Schizosaccharomycetes; Schizosaccharomycetales; Schizosaccharomycetaceae
Product: CAMK/CAMKL protein kinase Ppk16
Exons: 4
Coding region: 1-1911 (636 amino acids)
Biological process (GO): regulation of establishment or maintenance of cell polarity
Molecular function (GO): transferase activity; protein kinase activity; ATP binding
Source: RefSeq, a predicted model, not a curated record
AUGCAGAAUAGAAACAAAAAUGCUUUUACCUCGGCCUCGUACAAUGAGCUGGUCUCACGGCUCUGUGAUUCCAAGCUCACAACGAUUGGUAACUAUCGCUUAGAAAAAGUAAUUGGAGAAGGCAGUUUUGGGAAAGUCUAUUUAGCAAGCCAUAUCCUCACGUCGUCAAAGGUUGUGCUAAAAUCUACUUCACGUAAACAUGCAAUUCCUUUGGCUCGUGAAAUUCACCAUCUACGUCAGCUUAAGCAUCCUAACGUAACUCGUCUAUACGAGGUUGUAUGCACAAAAGACUCCAUUUUCUUAGUAUUGGAGUAUUGCCCGGGCGGAGAGCUGUAUGAGUGGCUUUAUAAGGAAACACGUUUUGAAGAAGAUGUCUGUUGUCGAAUCCUAUGGCAAUUGUGCCAAGGAGUGAGAUACAUUCACAACACUGGAUGUGUGCAUCGCGAUUUGAAGCUUGAAAACGUAUUUCUCGACAAACAGUACAAUGUUAAAAUUGGAGAUUUUGGACUGUCCCGUGAAUCUGAUUGCAGUCGGAGAACGUUUAUGAAUACACGCUGCGGAACGGUUGCCUACACUGCUCCCGAAAUUGUUCUUGGCCAGAAGUAUAUUGGAGAAUUUGUUGAUAUCUGGGCUCUAGGCGUCAUCAUGUACGCCUUACUUGUGGGAAAGCUACCGUUUGAUGAAGAUGAUGUAAACUUAACAAAAUCCAGAAUUGUCCACUCUACUCCAGUUUUGCCAGAGUCUCUAUCAGCCGAGGCGAAGGACCUAAUCCUCAUGCUGCUUCAAAAGAACUAUCAACAGCGACCUUCCUUAGACAAAAUUCUUACUCACUCGUUCUUUACCUCUCGUGGAUACCAUGUGUCUGAUGUUACCAAAGCUCGGUCGACGAAAAAGGCAGAAGAAAAGGUUCGCAGCCGGUUAGCACUUGUCGGUGUUGACAUGGAAGAGUUGGACAAAAGCCUUUCCGAACUGAGAUGUGACGCAUUGUACGGUUGGUGGUUCUUACUGCUCGAGCGUGAAUUACGAAAGGAAACUCGAAAGCAGCGCCGAGGUUCCACACCGCACAAAACUAAGGACAGAUCACUCAAAUUUUUUGCCGUUCCAUCCAGUCCUUCGGUGAAGGAGAUGACGAUUUCAGCUACUCCAAUGCGUGCUGACUACAAGUCUUACGGCAAGUCGUCCUCUUUGCUGACAACAUUUCGUGAGUGGUUAUUCCAUCCGAAAUAUAAUCCGGAGAAAACUCCUUUCAACUCUGAUGCUGGCGGUGACAUUUUGUGUUCGAGUUACUCCAGUGGAACCGUGGAAGGAAAACAAACGAGUAAUACGGAAGUUCAUUCUGUGUCCAAGAAUCAGUGCAGCCCGGAGUUUAAUCGCAUUUCUCUCGGCAAACAGCAGACUUCUUUAUAUAAACAGGGUUCAGAUGCUGAUGUGUCUGACAAUAUGAAUACAUACGCGGCAAUGCUUUCUACUUCGUCCGAUUCUAAUCAUUCUCACUUUUCCUCAUCUUCUCUUAAUUUUGGUCGACCGCCUGAUGACAAGGACUCUAAUGGCCGUGGCGUUGAGCGCUCUUCUUCAAAUGCCUCAUCUUUCAAAUCUGUUGGUAAAAAGGCCUGGCGAUCUCGUUCUCUGUCUAAUGUCUCUUCAGCUUCUUCCAAUUCACUUAUAUCCAUUGUAUCAUCUAAACCUACUCCAUCCGCGCCAGCAAUCGCAAAGUCCUGCUCUUCCAUCGACCCGCUGCAAAAAUUACAUUUGCCGAGAAAAGACACUACCUCAUUAAUGAGACACAAUGCUUCUGCUAUUCGAGUGCUGGCGCUCCCGCGAAGACUGUCUCAAUCCACAUACAUGAAGCAUAUCAACGAACCAGCAUUUCAAGAGGAGGAGGAAGAAGAAGCCGAAAACAAUGACGGUUGA